This is a messenger RNA of Terrapene triunguis (Three-toed box turtle), 3823 nucleotides long. It is a transcript of the gene TBC1D12, whose product is annotated as TBC1 domain family member 12. The record is from RefSeq and is a predicted model, not a curated record. The transcript has 13 exons. NCBI's taxonomy places the organism in Eukaryota, Metazoa, Chordata, Testudines, Emydidae. Bases 141 to 2066 code for a protein of 641 amino acids.
GCUCGGGGCAGGAGGAGCUGUUGCUGCAGCGGUACCUGGCCGGGAAGGUCGUCCCCACCGCGCCUGCGGGGCUGGGCUGCAAGUGCUGCCCGGAGAGACCCCCCAACGGGGCCGCCUGUGUCCUGGGCCCCCACGGGAGAAUGACCAAUGGGGACGCCGGCUUCCUGCUGCAGCCGGAGGAGCCGCCUGCUUGGGCCGUGCGGACCGAGCCGGGGCCCCAGGAGGAGGAAAUGAGACUGCCCAAUGGGGGCUUCCCUCACUUCCUCCCCGAUCCCCAGCCGGAGCCGGGGGGCGGCGCGGGCCGGGCCAGCCCGCCGGCGGGGGCCGCCCUCGAAGAGCCUCUGAGAAGUUGUUGCUUGGGGCCCGAUCCGGAGGAUGGCGCGGCGGUCGGUAGCCCCCCGCCGCCCCGCAGCGGAGCUGGGACUGAAAGCCCGUCAGAAGCCGCCGGCGUUCGGACUCCCCGGGACUGCAGCGACGGGGCUGCUGCGGCGGGAACCCUUUGCUCGGCGCCUCUGGGCUUCAUAGACAUUAACCUGAAUUCCCGCAACACCUACGAAGUGAGCCGGCGCCGAAGCGCCCCGGAGCACCUGCCGCAUGAGGGGACACCGGCCACCGCCCCGGCCCCUCCCCAGGAGCCGACGGACAAAACCAAGAGAAUCGCUAUCCCUGGCAGCAGCAGCGGCAUCGCCGACUUCAUUACAAGAAACUUUUUCACCAAAAGGACAAAGGAACUCAAACCUGGUCUCCACAGUGCUCCUGGCUGGAAGUUAUUUGGAAAAGUCCCUCCUAGAGAAAACUUUCAAAAAGAUUCCAAAAUAAUUCAGCAGGAAUAUGAAGCACGAACAGGAAGAACAUGUAAACCUGCACCCCAGGCAACAAGACGUAAAAAUUUUGAAUUUGAACCACUUUCAACUACUGCUCUUAUUUUGGAGGAUCGACCAUCAAAUCUUCCUGCCAAAUCCAUAGAGGAGGCUUUACGUCACAGACAAGAAUAUGAUGAAAUGGUGGCAGAGGCAAAAAAACGAGAAAUUAAAGAAGCACAUAAAAGGAAAAGAAUAAUGAAAGAACGAUUCAAGCAAGAGGAGAAUAUUGCUAGUGCUAUGGUGAUUUGGAUCAAUGAAAUAUUACCUAACUGGGAAGGCAUGCGAACUACACGAAGAGUUCGAGAAUUGUGGUGGCAGGGGUUACCCCCAAGUGUUCGUGGGAAGGUCUGGAGUCUUGCUAUAGGAAAUGAAUUAAAUAUUACUCAUGAGCUCUAUGAAAUCUUCUUAUCCAGAGCCAAGGAACGAUGGAAAAGCUUCAGUGAGACAAAUUCAGAGAAUGAUAUAGAAGAUGCAGGUGUGUCUGUUGCUGACCGUGAGGCCAGCCUGGAACUAAUUAAGCUGGAUAUAUCACGCACAUUUCCGUCCUUCUAUAUUUUUCAGAAGGGAGGUCCAUAUCAUGAUCUCUUGCAUAGUGUCUUAGGAGCAUAUACGUGUUACAGACCUGAUGUGGGAUAUGUUCAAGGGAUGUCCUUCAUUGCCGCAGUACUCAUUCUCAAUCUGGAAGAGGCAGAUGCUUUCAUUGCCUUUGCAAACCUCCUAAACAAGCCAUGCCAGCUGGCCUUUUUUCGUGUGGAUCACAGCAUGAUGCUGAAAUAUUUUGCAGCAUUUGAAGUAUUCUUUGAAGAAAAUCUCCCAAAACUAUUUCUUCACUUCAAAUCAUAUAGUCUUACUCCAGACAUAUACUUGAUAGACUGGAUCUUCACUCUCUACAGCAAGUCACUACCACUUGAUCUGGCCUGUCGAGUCUGGGAUGUCUUUUGUAGAGAUGGAGAAGAGUUUUUGUUUAGAACAGGAUUAGGAAUCCUUCGAUUAUAUGAAGAUAUCCUGCUACAGAUGGACUUCAUUCAUAUAGCACAGUUUCUAACAAAACUGCCCGAAGACAUCACAUCAGAAAAGCUUUUUAGUUGCAUUGCAGCUAUUCAGAUGCAGAAUAGUAACAAAAAAUGGGCCCAGGUGUUUGCCUCACUAAUGAAGGACAACAAAGAAGGUGACAAGAACCAUAGCCCAGCACUGAAAAGCUAAUCUCCAUAAUGUAAAGGUCUAUUGACAUUGUAGAAAACCACUUGAUUAAAAAGGAAUUAUUACAUCAUUUUACAUGAAAACCACUAUAGAGAAAAGCGUAAGAAACACGAAAAGAGACAGUAUUUGACUGAAUACAGUGGCAGAAAUUGAUGAAAUCUUCACCCUGUUGCCAGUAUUAAGUAGCUUUUUGUGGGAAGAAUUGUUUUCACAGAGAGCAAAAUACUAAAACUUGUGAAACUGAGAAGUGGGUAAUACAUAUUUAAUAUUUAAAAAGAAUCUGCUUAAUGCAAUAAACAUUUGUAAUAACUUUUGUUGGUACUUACAAAAAUUUAGGCAUACAUUUUUUUUACAAAUACCACAAAGGCACUUUUUUGGGGGAGUGAUAAAAAUGUUAAAUAUUAAAUAAGGCCCAAGAACUGCUAUCUGAACCAAACACUCUGGUACAAAUAUUACCUCCACAAUUAACCAGUAAGAAAUAUUGUGGACCAAAUGAGUUUGUUUAGGUAUGUUUGUACCAGAUAAUAUAAAGCAUUGGGGGUAUGUCUUAUUUAGUUCACUUAAAUUGUAGCUUCAUUCUUCAGCUUAGGCAAAUUUAACUCAGGAACCAUGGAAAUAUUGUGCCCAGUCCUGCUACAAAUGAAAUCAGUAGCAAAAGUCCAGUUGACUUAAAUGCUGGUAAUAUCAGGCCCAUUAUUUGUAGUGUAUUAUAAAGGUGUUUGUACACUGCAAAUUAAAGUAUAAUGGUAGCAUGGGUAGGUAUACCGCUGCUACAAUUCUUAAUCUAGUUAGCAUGGGUAACAGAUGGUUUCAAUCAUUUGUUUUUUGAAGUGUUGGGUGUGCGGCUUACUUCAUGGAAUAUCCACUUAAUUUUCCUUUAACAGUUAUUUGCCACCAACAGUUUUUUAUCUUGCUUAACCAUUACUAAUAAAAGAAAUGGUUCAUUCUUAUGCUUGAUGGUAAACACUAAAAACAAUCUUCUGACGACUGUCUCUGUAUGUUUUCAGGAGCAUUGAUACUAAAAAUUUCAGUCCACACACAAAUGCUGAAAAAAAAUGCAGACGGAAUAGUUUUUGAAACUUUCUUUUAUGGUGUGCAAUACUAAAAAAUCCAAAAAGCAUAUUGUUUGGCAAUACUUUUCUUUUUCUUUUAAUUGUAUGAGAAGUAAGAUCAUAUGGUACAUGUCACACAAGCAGAUAUUUCCUAGUUUCUAAAAUAUGUAAAACACAAUGUUCGAUCUUAGGGAUUAGAAAUUGAAAACGGAUAAUACUGCAAGUAGCUAACACUUGCUCUUUUUGAGUCCAUUUUUGAUAGUAUUUAAUGUAAAUAAAUUGCUUACCUGUGAUUUUUGUAAUUGGUCCCUCUAUGUAGAAAUGAAGUCAGAUUUAUCAUUACAUAUUUUUACAUUUGGGAGGUUUUUUCAGUUGUCCAGUGUUAAAAGCAGAGUCUGCAUAACUUGUUCUGGUUAAAAAUUUGAAUUUGUGUGGUGAAACUUUUUAUGUCGCUAUCUGGUUUAAAACUACAUUUAAAUAUACUACUCAUAACAUACAAUUUAAAGUUAAAAUGUCUGAGAUUUUUUCUUAUGUGUAUUCACUACUUUAAUUGGAUCCAAUUUAUUUGUAUUUUGUUUUGGAGUUCUGUUGUACAGUUUUCUUACUUUUCAAGUACAAACAUGUAUAUAAAAUUGUAAAUAGAAGGGAUCUAGCCUUCAUUUAAGACCACUAGUAACAAUCCUGUGUAAAUAAAUCUCAUAAGCAGAA